This is a messenger RNA of Helobdella robusta, 1458 nucleotides long. RefSeq lists its product as hypothetical. NCBI's taxonomy places the organism in Eukaryota, Metazoa, Annelida, Clitellata, Rhynchobdellida, Glossiphoniidae. Gene Ontology annotation, molecular function: RNA binding; poly(A) RNA polymerase activity. The transcript is spliced from 4 exons. Bases 1 to 1458 code for a protein of 485 amino acids. Gene Ontology annotation, cellular component: nucleus. The record is from RefSeq and is a predicted model, not a curated record.
AUGGCUUACUUGAGGUAUUUUUCAACCAAUGAUUCAUCAUCGUCAACAUCAGCUGUUCACGCUGGAUCAAACAGUUGGCCGGAAACAUACGGAAUCACCGGUCCGAUGAGUUUGGCCGAGCCGAGACCAGAGGAAAUAAAACUAACGAAAAAACUGGAUGCUGUCUUGCAUAGAAAUGAUAUGUAUGAAACUGAUGAGGACAUUGUUAGAAGAACUGAAAUAAUGAAGAGAAUCAACAAUCUCGUCGACGUUUGGGUCAAAAAAGUGAGCGCCGAAAAGAAGAUACCCCAAAAUUCGAAUCUUCGAGCGAAAGUUUACCCUUUUGGGUCGUACAAACUUGGCAUUUACGCUAAAGGGGCCGACAUAGACACGUUGGUAGUGGCACCAGAGCAAAUCGACAGAAUGGAUUUCUUCGCAUCGUUCACGAAAAUGUUGAGGAGAGAGCCAGGGGUGACAAACGUGCAAAACAUUCUCUACGCCUUCGUGCCUGCAAUCAGGAUGACACUCGAUGGCGUUGAUGUUGAUGUGCUGUUUGCCAGGCUGCCGGUGAAAGAAUUGGAAGAUACCCUGGAUCUGAUGGACGACGACAUGUUGGAGGGUUUGGAUCAGAAAUCUUUCAGGAGCAUCAACGGUUAUCGAAACACGAUUGAGAUUUUGAACCUCGUCCCACACGUCCAAAACUUCAAAACGACCUUACGAGCCAUCAAACUUUGGGCCAAAAGAAGAGGCAUCUACUCGAAUGUCCUCGGCUUCAUGGGUGGAGUGUCGUGGGCGACAUUGGUGGCCCGCAUCUGUCAGAUCUAUCCAAAUGCAACUCCAUCAGUCCUCGUCCACAAGUUCUUCGUCUUAUUCUCACAAUGGAAGUGGCCUCAACCAGUUCUGCUGAAACAUCUGAGUAAGAGUAAGAAGUCCGGAGGUUUUGGUUGCUGGGAUACUCCGGACGAUUUGAUGCCGAUCAUCACACCAUGUUACCCCAACCAGAACUCAGCACACAACGUCAGCAGUUCAACUAAGGCACUCAUAGUGAAAGAACUUAGUAGGGGUCUGAAAAUUUCUACCAACGUCAUGAAGAAGAAACAUUCAUGGGAGUUUCUUUUUAAGCCGGUUGACUUUUUCAAUCACUACAAUCAUUUUAUCUCGGUGAGGGUUGAUUCAGCAAAUGCAGCCUGUCAUUUGGAAUGGUCUGGACUCGUUGAAUCUAAACUUAGAAUCUUGGUUCAAAAGUUGGAAGCCAAUCCUGAAAUUAAGCGGGCUCAUAUAAGUCUUGAGGAGUAUCCAACAACAAAUAAUACGUUUCAUAAUAACAGGGCAGAUGAACUUUCCAAACAAUGGAUCGUUGGAUUGUCACUGAGUAGAGCCAUGGACGACGAUGUUUUUCUAACUGAAGAGACAUGCGACUUUGUCGAUCUAGGUUGGUUUUCUUUGCUUAAUUUUUUUUUAUGUAACCACUAUUUUUAA